Chanos chanos (milkfish) is the source of this 2216-nucleotide messenger RNA. It is a transcript of the gene smad6b, whose product is annotated as SMAD family member 6b. NCBI's taxonomy places the organism in Eukaryota, Metazoa, Chordata, Actinopteri, Gonorynchiformes, Chanidae. Gene Ontology annotation, biological process: anatomical structure morphogenesis; regulation of transcription by RNA polymerase II; SMAD protein signal transduction. The transcript is spliced from 4 exons. Bases 711 to 2183 code for a protein of 490 amino acids. The record is from RefSeq and is a predicted model, not a curated record. Gene Ontology annotation, molecular function: transcription regulator inhibitor activity; I-SMAD binding. Gene Ontology annotation, cellular component: heteromeric SMAD protein complex.
GUUUGACCAGGUCUGAACACGGAACCAGGAGCACAGUUUAGUCCAAGGAUUGUUCCUUUCUGGCCUCAGCACACUCGGAUAAUUUUGGAUUAGUUAAAAAGGAGUGCGCUAAAGCAGUGGAAAACAACCGGGUUUGUGAAUUCCGGGAGGAUUUACUGUGGGAUUAAUACGUCGUGGAGCAGCUUCAUUCACGUUAUUAGUGCUGCUGUAGAAGAGUGGAUUUAGGUGCUCAAGAGUCCGAAAUAUUUGUGAGAGAGCAAGUUUCGCGAUAUAUGUUAGAGGGUUCACUGAUAUCUGGCAGCACCAUUCAUCUAGUUUUUCGGCUUCUUAGUCAGUCUUAUGCAGUGACGAAUAAGUUAAACUAUCAUCUCAAAACUGAAGUAUACUUAAUGCAUAGAGAAUCAUCAACUUAUUCUUAAAUUCAGUAUACCGAACAAUUUGCAUGCAUUUGACAACAUUCUUAAUUGAAUGCAUUUUGAUUUUGAUGUAACCGCGCAUUUUUAUUGCUCGUUGUAUUUUUUAAUGCAACAUAACAUUGCAGAUACAAAUCUAAUGUUGUGGUUUUGCCACCAAUAUACAGCGUUCAGCUGUGCGUGCACUGCACGGCACUCAGUAGACAUUAAUGUUGUACGCCGACCUUAAAAGUAGUUUUAACAAGAGGAGAAUCGAACAUAAAUAAAAAAAACACAUCUAGAUUUUUAAAGUGUCGUAUGUUCAGGACGAAACGCUCAGGUCUUGUGCGGCGACUCUGGAGAAGCCGUUUGAAUCCAGAUAAAGAGGGGGGCGAUGGAAAUGGCAAAACUAGCGAGGGGUGUCGGGACGAUUUGUUCGGCAAUAACCCAGAGAAAAUACCCAAGACGGAGCUCAGACCGAUGACCCCAAGCAGGUCGCUUGUCGUGGACUAUGGAGGAGUGUGUGCUAGGAAUCCCGCUGAGGGCAGCGGCUCGGGGGUCACUUUGGACCAAGAUGGGGGUGCGGUGUGUGUUUUGGAUCAGGGAAGCCCUCGAUCCAUUCAGGACAGCGACUGUAGAACAGUUACUUGCUGUUUGUUUAAAGAUCGGGACCUUUCUGGAUCCAGAAGUCCAGAGGCGGCUCAGGGUAAGGAAUCGAGCUCUUGUCAGUUCGUGUUGAGAAGCCUUGGUUCUCGGGACAACAGUUCUCCAGAGUGUCAAGAGGCAAAGCCUCGCUCUUUAAUGGAGCAAGAACUCAAGACCGCCACCUACUCGCUUCUGAAAAGGCUUAAAGAGAAAACGCUGGAUACUCUUUUGGAGGCCGUGGAGUCUAAGGGAGGGAUGCCGAGCGACUGUGUUAUGGUAUCCAGGACAGAGCUUCGGCUGGGCGGACACAUGGCUUCCCCUCAGCUGCUGCUCUGCAAGCUCUACCGGUGGUCCGACCUGCAGCACACGGCACAGCUCAAACCGCUCUGUGAGUGCAAGAGCUUCGGAACACAGGACGGCCCGGCGGUAUGCUGCAACCCUUAUCACUACAGCAGGCUCUGUGGUCCAGAGUCACCGCCACCCCCAUACUCACGUCUCUCUCCAAGCGAAGAACACAAGCCACUGGAUCUGUCUGAUUCCACACUGUCUUACACUGAAACAGAGGCUGGCGGCUCACCAAAUGACACGCAUGGGGAUUUCUCAGAUGCCAGUAUGUCGCCUGACGCCCCAAAACAGAGCCACUGGUGUAACGUGGCAUACUGGGAGCACCGGACGCGAGUGGGCCGUCUGUACACGGUGUAUGAGCACUCCGUCAGCAUCUUCUACGACCUACCUCAGGGCACGGGCUUCUGCCUGGGCCAGCUCAGCCUGGAUCAGCGUAGCAGCACGGUCCAACGCACGCGCGGCAAGAUCGGAUACGGUAUCCUCCUCAGCAAAGAACCAGACGGGGUGUGGGCCUAUAACCGAAGCCAGCACCCCAUCUUCGUCAACUCGCCCACCCUGGAUGUCCCCAACAGCCGCAGCCUGGUGGUGCGGAAAGUCAUGCCCGGUUAUUCCAUCAAAGUGUUUGACUACGAGCGUUCGUCCAUGCUAAGACACGGAGGGGAACCCGAGCUGUUAGACGGGCCGUACGACCCUAACAGCGUGCGCAUCAGCUUCGCCAAGGGCUGGGGUCCGUGUUACUCGAGACAGUUCAUCACGUCCUGCCCGUGUUGGCUGGAAGUACUCCUCAACAACCACAGAUAACACAAGCAGAGACCCACCCCCUCCCCUCCACAC